Molecule: messenger RNA, 1509 nt
Organism: Postia placenta MAD-698-R-SB12
Lineage: Eukaryota; Fungi; Basidiomycota; Agaricomycetes; Polyporales; Adustoporiaceae
Exons: 1
Coding region: 1-1509 (502 amino acids)
Source: RefSeq, a predicted model, not a curated record
AUGUCAUUUGUACUGCCUAUCCGGACCAGAAUGAAUGCCCAAUCUCCUAUCAAUGCUCUCCCGGUCGAGCUACUCAGUCUCAUCUUCGAGAGCCACGUUGCGCCUCCACCAGGUACCUUGGAAGGUAGUGAGUCGUGGUGGCAGCACAUGGGGCUGCGUCUUCAGAAGGCUACGCACCUGCAGUUGAUCUGUCGACAUUGGCGUGACGUUGCGCAGCGCACUCCGUCUCUCUGGACAGCAUUCGACGCGACAGGCAAGCCCGACUCGGAAGCUCUACAAUUGUGGCACCUUCCCCUCGAGCGCUCUGGUCGUCUUCCCAUCACUCUGCAUGUGGCUGGGUCCCUCAGCCACCACACAGAGCUAGUCUUCAAAUCGAAUCGCAUCCGAUCACUCAAAUGGAAUUCAUUUAGAGGGAACCAUCAAGAACUCCUCGUCCAUUUGGGUAUAUUGGAGACUUUGGAGUGGGACGAUUUUGGCAGCCUGACCGGUGAAAAUUCGCAAACGGAUCUUUCAGAGCUCGCUCGUUACUCACCAUGUCUCCGCAUACUUCAGCUGGAAGCGUGCACUUGGGUUCCUUCUGGAGUCUUCAAGAACUUGACACGUCUUCACCUCAGGUCCUACUCGGGGGAUAUGUCCAGUGUCCUUCUCUGGCUCCAAAGAUGCCCUGUACUGCAGGAUAUGGUACUUCAGUGCCCCGAAGAUGGGGAUCUUGGGGAUCUUGGGGAUCUUGAUAGCAUAAGUGUCGUCUCCUUGCCACACUUGCGCGCGCUCGUGCUUUCCCGCGUCUCUUGGGACCACUUCGCCGCCAUUGUUCCACGACUCGACAUUAGCCCCACCGCUGCGGUGCAAUUUCACGACUGGGAGCGUGGCUCUGAGAAGAUCGAUUGCGCGCGAAUGCUCGGAAGUCCACACUUUUAUCGUAUAGUUCUCGUAUCGCACUGUCAUGCAUUGGUCGCAGGCACUGACUCCGGGAUCUCGUUCUUCAAGGAUCGACUGAGUUUUACGGAGUGUCACUUGAGCUGGACAUCGGAAUUGUCAGCGAUGGUGCCGAUGGCCACGAUCAAGGAGCUAUGGUUUUCAGCGUCGGUGCUUUUCGUGCAGGACCUCAGGACUCUCCUCACGGAGCUGCCUGGUCUUACUUCUAUCCACGUGACAAGCACUCAGCUGAGGGAUGUUCUCCAAGUACUUCGGCGGGAGCGCGACCAACAAGGAGCGAUUAACUGUCCAGAGCUCAAAGCCAUCCAUGUCUUCGUCGAAUUUGAGGCCGCAGCCAAGGGUGCUCUCGCCCAAUUCAAAGCUCUCCUCGACGAAUUGGGCCCAUAUGAUAUGGUCAUCGAACACCUCCCGGACUGUGACGUCGACGGGAAGGCGCUGUGCGCCCACAAUACACAGCUCUUGUCUCGAGUGCGCGUCGUGAAGUGCGACAAACGACCAGGCGCUGGGAUACCCGCUGCCUGCUCUAGAUUGCCUAACCUGAACCUAGAUGCAGACGAGGACAAAUCAUUGUAA